Chenopodium quinoa (quinoa) is the source of this 2196-nucleotide messenger RNA. RefSeq names its product putative cysteine-rich receptor-like protein kinase 20. The transcript has 7 exons. The record is from RefSeq and is a predicted model, not a curated record. NCBI's taxonomy places the organism in Eukaryota, Viridiplantae, Streptophyta, Magnoliopsida, Caryophyllales, Amaranthaceae. Gene Ontology annotation, molecular function: ATP binding; protein kinase activity. The coding region runs from base 130 to 1992 and encodes 620 amino acids. Gene Ontology annotation, biological process: protein phosphorylation.
AGUUGCAGAUGGUUUGCUUCUCCAAAUUCCUGAGUAAGCUGAAUUGAUUGCUUUGGGCACAUAUCUAUGAAUUAUCAGACUUCAUUGGAUCUUAUCAAAACAUAACAUCUGAAAAUAAAACUAAAGUCAAUGGCUAUUUUUGACCCAAAAGCUAUCUGUUUGCUCUGUCUUUCAGUCUUUUUCUUCAGACCUGCUAUUUCCGAAGACCAAGUUACUUUUAUGCAGCAAUUUUGUUCUGAAGAACAAUUUGAUCGUGAAAGUGUUUAUCAAAGAAAUCUAAAUCAUCUUCUAGCCAAUGUCUCCAGUGAAGCAGUCUCAAAAAAGUUCUACAACUCUACUGCUGGUGAAGGUGUUAAUAAGGUGUACGGCCUAUUCCUUUGCAAUGCAGCCUACACUGCUCAACUUUGUCAAGACUGCAUUACUGUAGCAGCUGGGCAAGUUCAACAAAAAUGUCCAUAUGAUGUUGAUGCAAUAGUGUUUUAUGGGCAAUGCAUGCUACGUUAUGCUAACCAUCCGAUAUUCUCUAUUGAGGAUGAUUCUGUGCAUUUCAGCUUUGAGUAUGGACCACGGAUUUACAAGGAGUUUGAUCAGCAAUUAUCGAGCAUGUUAAUUGACCUCUUCAACAAGGCCAUAGCAGAUAAUACGUCCCUGGCUUAUGCAUCAGGAGUGGUUUAUGUUAGAGAAACAAUAUCACUUGUGGUCUAUGUUGAUUGUACUCCUGAUUUAAGUCCAUAUGACUGUAACAGAUGCUUGCAAGUCGGACUCAAUAGGCUUCCAAUGAAUGGAAGACAAAUCGGAACAACUGUGCAGCCAAGUUGCCGAUUGUCAUACUUUUAUAUUGAUGUCAGCCCAGGAAAACGAUUUGGUGCUUCAUAUAUUGCUCUUACCACAGUUGCUGCCAUAGCAGGGAUAUCAUUUAUCUUGAACUUCUAUAUGUGCUUCCGCAAAAGGAAGGAAAGAGGAAAACCCACAGGACUUGAAGAGAUUGAGAGUAUGGAAACUUUGCACUUACAGUUUAGUGCUAUCAAAGUUGCUACUGACAAUUUUGCCUCAGCCAAUAAAAUAGGUCGAGGUGGAUUUGGAAUUGUUUACAUGGGAACACUUCCAGAUGGACAAGCUAUAGCUGUUAAGAGACUUGCAAGUCCCUCAGGGCAAGGAAUCAGGGAAUUCAAGAGUGAGGCAUGUUUAGUAGCAAAGCUGCAGCACAAGAACCUAGUCAAACUUUUUGGUUUUUGCUUGGAAGGAGAUGAAAAAGUACUUGUCUAUGAGUUUGUGCCGAACAAGAGCCUUGAUCGCUUCCUGUUUGAUACAAAUAGGGGAGUCCAUUUGAAAUGGGAAACUCGGCAAAAAAUCAUAAUGGGAAUUGUAAGAGGACUUCUGUAUCUUCAUGAAGAUUCUCGAUUCAGGAUUAUCCACCGGGAUCUCAAGCCUGGAAACAUUUUGUUAGAUGAAGAAUUGAACCCCAAAAUCGCGGAUUUUGGAAUGGCAAAACUGUUUGGGGUUGACCAAACUCAGGGAAAUACCAGCAGAGUUUCUGGAACGUUUGGAUACAUGGCUCCUGAGUAUCUUUCAACUGGGAAAUUCUCAGUUAAGUCUGAUGUCUUUAGCUUUGGGGUUAUAGUUUUGGAAAUUGUGAGUGGACGUAGGAAUAGUGUCUCUGAACUACAAGAAGAAGAUGAAAAUCUACUAAAUCAUGCAUGGAGGCUCUGGAACGAUGGGACUGCUUUGAAGUUAGUAGAUCCAAAUCUUGGAGGAAAUUACUUUAUCCCUGAAGUGACAAGAUGCAUCCAUAUUGGACUAUUGUGCGUCCAAGAAGACGCAGCUAGACGGCCAACAAUGGGAUUAAUUUUGUCCAUGCUCAGUAGCCUGUCAGUAGUUCUACCUUCUCUGACAGCACCUCCAGCUUUUCCAUAUAGGAGAAACAUGCCUCAAUCCUUGAAUGAAAGUAAUGCACGCUUUGCAGAGGUGUUUACAACUAUGCAGGGGAGGUAACUCUGUGCCUUGGGAAGCAGACAACUCGAUGAUUUUAAUGCUUAAAAGACACUUUACUGGAAUUAUUUCAUGUAAAUAUAAAUUCUUUGUUUCAAGUGGAUUAUAUUCCUACGUUGUAGAAUUUUUUUGCUUUUGUUCCUCUUUUUUUCUUAUCUUAUGGAUAUUAUGCUGCCGGUCCCUGAAUCAACUAAAACUCCAUUUAAA